Messenger RNA from Pararge aegeria (speckled wood butterfly), 2263 nucleotides. Its product is annotated as heat shock protein 68-like. The record is from RefSeq and is a predicted model, not a curated record. The coding region runs from base 134 to 2047 and encodes 637 amino acids. Gene Ontology annotation, biological process: cellular response to unfolded protein; protein refolding. Lineage: Eukaryota; Metazoa; Arthropoda; Insecta; Lepidoptera; Nymphalidae. The transcript has a single exon. Gene Ontology annotation, molecular function: ATP-dependent protein folding chaperone; ATP binding; ATP hydrolysis activity. Gene Ontology annotation, cellular component: cytoplasm.
CGAAGUGAAGAGAAGAACUCUGAAGUGAACUCAGUAAAAUCACUAAACAAUCUAAACAUACUUAAUACGGUUGAAGAGUUACAAAUUAUAAUUGACUUAUUGGGAAUACAACAAGAAAUAUCCUGUCAAGAAAAUGCCAGCAAUUGGAAUUGAUCUUGGAACGACAUACUCCUGCGUCGGAGUUUGGCAACAUGGAAACGUGGAAAUCAUCGCAAACGACCAAGGUAACCGAACGACACCAUCCUACGUCGCCUUCACGGACACGGAGCGACUCAUCGGAGACGCGGCCAAAAACCAGGUCGCUCUCAACCCCAGCAACACAGUGUUUGACGCAAAACGACUGAUUGGCCGCAAGUUUGACGACCCGAAGAUUCAGCAGGACAUGAAGCACUGGCCCUUCAAAGUCGUGAACGAUUGUGGCAAGCCGAAAAUACAAGUACGGUUCAAAGACGAGGUGAAACGGUUCGCGCCUGAGGAGAUCAGCAGCAUGGUUCUAACGAAGAUGAAAGAGACCGCCGAAGCAUACCUGGGCUGCAGCGUACGCGACGCCGUCGUCACCGUGCCCGCCUACUUCAACGACUCGCAGCGCCAGGCCACCAAGGACGCGGGUGCCAUCGCUGGUCUUAACGUGCUGCGAAUCAUUAACGAGCCCACCGCCGCCGCGCUGGCCUACGGGCUCGACAAGAACCUCGCGGGAGAACGCAACGUGCUGAUAUUUGACCUCGGUGGCGGCACCUUCGACGUCUCUGUGCUCACUAUCGACGAGGGUUCGCUGUUUGAGGUGAGGGCCACUGCCGGCGACACACAUCUCGGCGGCGAAGACUUCGACAACAGGCUCGUGGACCAUUUGGCAGACGAAUUCAAGCGGAAGAAUAAGAAGGAUAUUCGAGGCAAUCCGCGCGCUUUACGGCGCUUACGCACCGCUGCCGAGCGCGCCAAACGCACGCUGUCUUCAAGCAGCGAGGCAACCAUAGAGAUCGACGCACUAUAUGAGGGCAUGGACUUCUACACUCGCGUAUCACGAGCGCGCUUCGAGGAGUUGAACGCGGAUCUAUUCCGUGGCACGCUCGAGCCAGUCGAGAAGGCGCUGAGAGAUGCUAAGCUGGACAAGAGCUCUAUUCAUGACGUCGUGCUUGUCGGUGGCUCAACACGCAUCCCUAAGAUACAGAACAUGCUGCAGAACUUCUUCGGUGGCAAGAAGCUCAACCUCUCCAUCAACCCAGAUGAGGCAGUAGCGUACGGCGCCGCGGUCCAGGGAGCCAUCCUGAGCGGGGAACAACACAGCAAAAUCCAGGACGUUCUUCUAGUAGAUGUGGCGCCGCUGUCUCUUGGCAUCGAAACCGCCGGGGGAGUUAUGACCAAGAUCAUCGAGCGAAACUGCAAAAUCCCAUGCAAGCAAAGUCAGACCUUCACCACCUAUUCUGACAACCAGCCAGCGGUAACCAUCCAGGUAUACGAGGGUGAACGCGCCAUGACCAAAGAUAACAACUUGCUCGGCCGUUUCGACCUCACCGGCAUACCGCCCGCGCCGCGCGGUGUUCCCAAAGUAGACGUUACGUUUGACCUCGACGCUAACGGCAUCCUGAACGUGUCUGCCAAGGAGAACAGCACGGGUCGCAGUAAGAAUAUCGUCAUCAAGAACGACAGAGGCAGACUGUCGCAAGCCGAGAUAGACCGCAUGCUGGCGGAGGCCGAACGGUACAAGGAGGAGGACGACCGCCUGAGAGAGCGAGUGGCGGCUCGCAACCAGCUCGAGUCGUACCUGUUCGGCGUGAAACAGGCACUUGACGAGGCUGGCGACAAGCUUAGCGAACAAGACAAAGACGCGGCGCGACGAGAGUGCGACGCUGCACUCCAGUGGCUCGACAACAACGCGCACGCCGACAGGGAGGGGUACGAGCAGAAAAUGAAGGACGUACAGCGAGUGUGUUCGCCGCUCAUGAGCAAGAUGCACGGUGCCGGAGCCGGGACGGGAGCGGCGCCCGGCGGGUACCAGCAGCAAACACACAACAACCACUCCGGGCCGACGGUGGAAGAAGUCGACUAAAUCUAAACUACCUCGGUGGUCAUCAUCAUCAUGUCAUUUCACCGAUACAUAAGUAGAAUAAUGAAAAGCUUCGACUGAUUAGUUCGUAAUUUAUGUACAAAGUUGUAAAUAUGUAAUGUAAGUUAAUUUAUUAUUUUAAUUAAGGACAUUUCAAAACCAACAGGUGAUCUUAAUUGUUGUUAGUUUUAUAACAAUAAAUAUCUAACUAAGAAUACA